AUGAAGACAAGACAUUCGACGAUGCUUGUCGGACCCACGAUGUUCGUUCAUUUUGUUUGUGCAUCGCGAUAUCGAUCGGCAACGUUUUCUGAAUUUUCAGGAGUGGCAAAACAGUUGUGUUGAACAUUUUAGCCGAAUGUCAAAGUCAAAUGGGAAUGAAAACAAUUCUCUACACACUCAAUCCAAAAGCAAUGAAUCUCGUCGAACUUUAUGGAUUUCUCGAUUCUCCCAUGUAA
This is a messenger RNA of Lymnaea stagnalis (great pond snail), 236 nucleotides long. The record is from the annotation of a GenBank genome assembly. Lineage: Eukaryota; Metazoa; Mollusca; Gastropoda; Lymnaeidae.